Suillus subalutaceus is the source of this 1109-nucleotide messenger RNA. RefSeq lists its product as uncharacterized. The transcript is spliced from 3 exons. NCBI's taxonomy places the organism in Eukaryota, Fungi, Basidiomycota, Agaricomycetes, Boletales, Suillaceae. The record is from RefSeq and is a predicted model, not a curated record. Bases 432 to 1109 code for a protein of 225 amino acids.
GCUUGCCUGGUAGUGUCACUAGAAAAAAGCGAGGAAAGUUGGUGAGCAAAACAUCUAAUAUUUAAAGAUCUACAUGACAUUGAAUACUCAAAUUUCCCAACUUGAAUAGACAAUGCAAAGAUCUUUGACGUAGAGUGGAGGCUUAUCGACCAAUAUGCACGGCGUAUCUGCUCCUUCACAGUCUCCGACAUUGAGCUAGACAUGAUAGGCAAUCAGUUCAUACAGCCAUUCCUUUCUGCACCAUUAUCAACGCUACUCUUGCCGAACCUUCGUAGUUUGGUUUGGCGCGUUGUCCGAAAACGGUUCCACCCGCUGUUGUUGAAGCUCUACAUAGCUUGCGGGGGCUUUUCCGUCUUAACGCAGGGUAUUUUACCUUGCGAGAGCUUCUUCGCUUGGCUUCUUUACCGUCAUUGAAGUUUCUGAACUUCGGCAUGGAGGAGGAAUACGAUUACGAGGAGCAGCACCACUCCACUCCAAUAAUGUUCUCGAUCAAGUGCACAUCACUGCAUUAUCAAUCACUGUAUCACGAACACGGUACAAAAGUCCUGUAUGAUCCACUGGAUAUCCCAGGCCUCAUUAUUUCCCUCUCGGAGUGCUUCUCUCCUGCUCUUGAGCCACUUCAUUUCCACUUCGAGUUCGAGUUCUUCACCUUCAUCGAUGAACGCAUACUUGCUGAUCUCAGCUUUGCAGUUGGAUUUGACGCGGUUGCCCCAUUGUUGCCGUUUAUUUGCUUGACAAACUUACGGCUCGACUGGAUAUGCACUUCGGCCAUCGAUGACGCCUCACUCAAGACAAUUGCACAAUCCUGGCCUCAGCUCGAGACCUUCUUGUUUGGAAAUGCGGCUCACUGGGACUUGUCUACCUCAUACAUCAUUGGAAUGUCCUUUUGCGUAUGUCAAGUUGACAUCAACAGCGAGCUGUUUUCUCGAACCAUUCCAAACAAAAAUAUCACCAAACUUUCUGUGGGGAUGUCUCCAAUCGUCGAUUCCGUCACUGUUGCGAGUCAACUGCGUAGAUUCCUGCCCAAGCUGACUUACGUGAACUUCCUCGACUGGCUUGAUGAUGACAUCCCCACGCCGCCACCAUUUGAACAUCUUGAGGAAGGGUAG